Clunio marinus is the source of this 2680-nucleotide messenger RNA. The record is from the annotation of a GenBank genome assembly. NCBI's taxonomy places the organism in Eukaryota, Metazoa, Arthropoda, Insecta, Diptera, Chironomidae.
AUGUCGAAAGAAAUAUUUUCAAAGGUAAUUCCUAAUGUGAGAGUUGACACAGUUUUAAAUGAUGAAGGAGAUGAAAUCAAUGCAGAAGUUCGAGAAGAUGUGGAGGCCACACAGAGUCGAAAAAAGAUUUUUGAUUUGCUUUUGUCUGCCGGCUAUUAUCGUGUUAUGAUUAAAAAUCUUUCGGAUUUCGAUAAAAUUGUUGGAGGAAUGACAUGGUGCAUUGAAGCUUGUGAGUUUGAUGUUGAUGCUGACAUAUUGUUCCACGAAAAUUUGACUAUAGGACAAAAAAUGAAGAAAAACGCUCCUGAGCCGGCAGACAUAAGAAGUCAAGUUCGUCUAACUCUACUUGAAUAUGGAGUAAAAUCAUUGACACCUUCAUCAGAAUCGUCAGCAAUAAAUACACAAAAUGAAAAUAUAAAUAAUCAACAAGAUGAGGUUUUGGUUGAAGAGCUUAUGAAUAAAAAUUUAGCAAUUGUAGAGGAAGAAGAAUAUCAGAGUGAAAAUCUGAGUCCAGAAGAACGCGAACAAAGAGAAAAACAUUACGAAAAUCUUAAAUCUGAAAUAACGAUUGAUGCACUAAAAGGAUCAAAAGAACUCUCAGAGAAAGCAAAACUGAGAAAUUUAGAAAUGAUUGAACAGAAUUUAACGAAACGAUUAAAUCGAAUUAAACUCAAGAAUGAAACUUUGUUGAAAGAUAACUCAAAAGAUCUUGAGACUUUGGAAUCUUAUAAGAAGAAAAAUGAAGAAUUGCUUGAGAAAAUCAAACAAUUUGAUGAACAACAAGAUAAUGAAGGGAGUAUGAAGAGUACCAUCGAAAAACUUAUUCUUGAAAAUGAAAAAAUGAAAACCGAGGAAAUUCAAUUAAAGGAAAAUUGUACAAAAAUUAUUGAAGAUCUUCAUAAACAGAUAGAAGAAGCUGAAAGAAUUUCUGCCACUUCUGAAAGCGAGAAUCUAGCUAAAUAUAAUGAAAUAUUUGAAAACGAAAAGAAAACACUCAAUUUAUGUCGUUUGGAACUGGCAAAAAAGAAUCGAUCAGUAAACAGCCUUCAAAGACGAAUCGACAACAUUCCAGAUAAUAUUGAAUUAGCUCAAUAUCAGAGAAGAUUACUCGAGCUUAACAACAAUAUGAGCUUGAAGACAAAAGAGACGAAGCAAUAUUAUGAUUUAUAUAACACUCUAAGUACAACCCUCGACUACUUGGAAAAGGAGCUGACAUACUUGAAUUCCAUUUACGAUAAUUAUAACUCAGCUAUGGCAACCCCCGCCUCGAGAGAUCAAUUCCUUAAGAAAUUCGAAGAAAUCGUUGAUGGAAUAGCAGCAACCAAGAUGAAAUUUAAGCAUAAAUAUGAUGAAGAAAAGCUAACAAGAGAUAACUUGAAUUCUGAUUUGUUAGUGUUACUUGAUCUUCAACGUAAAUAUGCUGCAGUUGUAAAACAAUUCAAAGUUGCAUGCGAGAAAGUUUAAGAAUAAUUUGAUCACAAAUUUAUAAUUAGCAUAAUAUUUUAUUGGCCUUUCAAGAUUAUUAUCUUUUUUUAAAAGAUUUGAAAAUUCUUUAGUUUCUUUCCUUAAUUAUUUUUCUUUUUUUUCAUAUAUUCGACUCACAAAAAGAUAAUCAGGUUUUUAAUUUUAAAGUUAUGGACUUUAUUAAUGACAGGAAUUUUGUAGUGGAUUUUUUAUUUUUCUAUGAAUAGGAAUACUACACUAAGAAUACGAUAUUAUUCAUUUAUGUUGGCGUUCACUUAGCCACCAUCGUUUUAUGACGAUAAAUUUCCUUUGGAGUUUGAAUGCCGAUGCUAAGUGAACGCCAGCUUCAUUUAUAUUUGUUCAAGAACUAUUUGGAUUUAAAAUAAAUAAAUUACACACAAAUCAAAUUUUUAUUAUUUUUGGAUAAAUGGAUGAUGUAUUGAAACAUAGACACAUUGAUUUGAUAUUCCUCAAGUAAGUAUUCGUUAGUUAGGCGCUUUUGAGAUGCGUUUUGUCAUGAAAUUGAAUCCAAAGAGAGAUUUCAGUUGAAUGCUAUCGAAUUCAAUGUAACUUGAUAAAGAAAUGUAAUAUAACAGAGAUGAUAUUACUUGAUGUGAGAGAUGGUUUCAAUAUUUCUUAAAGCUUUAAGUUAAAGCUGACUCAUCAUGAGUCGAAAAUUCUAAAAUAUUGGCAAAAAUGUGUUUCCUCGAAAAUGGAAACAAAACAAUUUUGGAUCAUCCAACUCUGUGUGGAUCCAAUUUCAGAUCUUAUCUAUUGCUUACAUUUUUGCUUCUCUUCAGUUUACUUCCUUCAGAAUCAUUAUUAAUGCAAUAUUUUAAAACAUAAACACGACUCAGUUGAAGGAAGAAUGGAAUUACCAUUUUAGUCUGUGUAGACGAGAUUAAGGUACUUCUUUAAAUAUUUCAUAAAAUGUUCUCAAAGAAAUGAAUCAAUAAAUGACCAAUUAUAUAAAAAUAAAUAUGAUUUCUCAAUUGUUAUUCACAUGUAGGAAAGUUCUUAAUAUUAAAUGUUUAAACUCCAACUUUUCAUUAUCAUUAUUAAGUAUGUUCAAAAUUUUUUAGAUCAAUUUGGUGUGUGUUGAAUUAAGAAUUAAUCGUGUAGUUGAAAAUCAUUUCAACAGUUAAAUAAGAAAAACUAUUAAUUAAACAUUUAUUUGAUAUCCACUUAGAGUAAUUUGCCGAAUUUGGCUAGUGUU